Paramecium primaurelia is the source of this 1081-nucleotide messenger RNA. The record is from the annotation of a GenBank genome assembly. Lineage: Eukaryota; Ciliophora; Oligohymenophorea; Peniculida; Parameciidae.
AUGUCUGAUGAUCAAUUAAGAGCAUUAAUCUAAAAGAAUAACCUCAAAAUUGAAUAACAUUAAAAUAGAAUGAUGAUUAAAUUCCCUCAAACUCCUCAAGUUAGAGAUUCAUAAUAAUUAGUAAAUAAAUAUUGUAUUUUAGUCCUAAAUGUUUACAAAAUCAAACAAUAAAAGUAGCAGUAUAGAUAGAAGUUAUUUUAGUUGUGUUCCAACUAGAAAAUCAACCAAAUAAAGCUUUUUUGUUCCAAAAUCUGUUGCUACUUCAUAAUAUUUAGAUUCAUAGGCUUUUUAAAUAUAUUAACCAGAGGAUAUUCAAAAUACUCAUAUUUAAGAUUAUGUGCAAUAAAUUUAACAUUCUUAAAUGAAUAUUAGUGAUAAUAUGGAUAUCUCACCUAUGAAUUCACCAAUUCUUAAUUAAUUAAAAAGAGAAAAAGAAAUCAUUUAACAAUAAAAUCAAUUAUUAAUAUCAUAAAUGUCAAGAGAAAUAGAAAAUAAUAAAAGACAAUAUCAGAAAUCUGAAUAAACAUUAUAACAGUAAAUAAUUCAAUUAUAAAAUGAAUUAAAUGCCUAUAAGUAGUAUUAAACAAAAAGUCUAGAUUUAGAAGCAAGUCUAUAAUAAAUUAUUAUUGAAAAUAAUGAACUCAAAUCUAAAUUAUAAGAACAAAAUAAAUGGUUAUUUGAAUUAUAAGAAUAAUUCGAUUUAGUUCAUACAAAAAUGAUAGAAAUCAAACAAAAAAUUCAAGACACUAAGCAUUUCUCUACAUAAUUAUCUUAAAUUGCUUAAUAUUUAUUGAAUAAAUAAACACCUCCUUUAGAUUUCUUAGUUUUUAUGAAUAAUCAAUCUAAAUAAUUAUAACAUGAAUAACAAUAAGAAAUUGAAUUUAGAAAUAGAAAAUAAUAAAUUAAAUAAUAGCAUUUUUAAUCUAAUCCAUUUCCUAUUGCAAAAGAAUCUUUUGCUUAAAUUUAUUAAUUUUAGAUUGAAAACUCUAUGAUACUUAAUUAAAUAGUCAAAGAUUUGAGAAAUAAUGUCGAUCGCUACUCAUAAUAAUACAUUGCAGAAGUUGGAUUUCAUUUAAUAUGA